Messenger RNA from Callorhinchus milii (elephant shark), 594 nucleotides. Its product is annotated as protein SPO16 homolog. Gene Ontology annotation, cellular component: chromosome. Gene Ontology annotation, biological process: reciprocal meiotic recombination; synaptonemal complex assembly. The record is from RefSeq and is a predicted model, not a curated record. Bases 1 to 561 code for a protein of 186 amino acids. The transcript is spliced from 5 exons. Lineage: Eukaryota; Metazoa; Chordata; Chondrichthyes; Chimaeriformes; Callorhinchidae.
AUGGAAAAAGGGCAUGUGCAAGGGUACUCCCCAGCAUCAAGUGAUCAAACUAAGGGGAGCGAGGGCCUGCAGGUGUGGGGGGGGGGGGGGAGCGAGGGCCUGCAGCAUCACGAGGUCGUUGCAUCUUUAUCCAGUCAACGCCAGAGAAUUAGGUUCUCUGACUCGGUAGUGGAUGGAUCAAUCAUUUUCCCACUUUCUGGUGUUGCCUUUAUUAUAGCAGAAGUUCAAGAUCUCUCCAACAAUUCUGCAGGAAGAAAGUUGACAGAGCAAAUUGAACGGUUUGCCCAUAUUCACCGAAAUAGUUUCCUGCUUCUUGUUGCAGCACUCUUUGGUUCUGAAGAAUGGGACAUACUAUAUAAAUUACAGCAAAGAUUUCUAGGUGGUAAUCUAAGGAUCAUACCAAUACACAAUGUUGGUGAUAUGGUCAAAAGCAUGGUAACCAUUGCCAAGGCGACAUGUAAGCCACACGUGGAUAGUGUUCGUGAUCGCAUUGCCAUGGCCCGAGCUCAGAUUAUAGAAUGCAGUCCUGUCUGGGAGAUGCUUCGCAAACAGCAAAAAUGAAAUGCAGUUUUAUGCACAUAAAACUAGCAACUG